Molecule: messenger RNA, 1929 nt
Organism: Polyodon spathula (Mississippi paddlefish)
Lineage: Eukaryota; Metazoa; Chordata; Actinopteri; Acipenseriformes; Polyodontidae
Product: zinc finger protein 79-like
Exons: 3
Coding region: 1-1824 (607 amino acids)
Biological process (GO): regulation of transcription by RNA polymerase II
Molecular function (GO): RNA polymerase II cis-regulatory region sequence-specific DNA binding; DNA-binding transcription factor activity, RNA polymerase II-specific
Source: RefSeq, a predicted model, not a curated record
AUGCGCUCCCAGAGGGACCUGACAGAGAACAACUCCGCGGAACAGCAGACACUCUACAGUAUAAAAGCAAGGAGAUGCCUGAACUGGAUCCUUACCGUAUUGAAGAAGCAGAAACUGAACCUCAGCCUGUCCACAUUAAAGAAGAACUGGAGCCCGUCCGCAUUAAAGAAGAACUGGAGCCCGUCCGCAUUAAAGAAGACUGAGCUGGAGCCCGUCCGCAUUAAAGAAGAACUGGAGCCCGUCCGCAUUAAAGAAGAGACUGAGCUGGAGCCCGUCCGCAUUAAAGAAGAACUGGAGCCCGUCCGCAUUAAAGAAGAGACUGAGCUGGAGCCCGUCCGCAUUAAAGAAGAACUGGAGCCCGUCCGCAUUAAAGAAGAACUGGAGCCCGUCCGCAUUAAAGAAGAGACUGAGCUGGAGCCCGUCCGCAUUAAAGAAGAACUGGAGCCCGUCCGCAUUAAAGAAGAACUGGAGCCCGUCCGCAUUAAAGAAGAACUGGAGCCCGUCCGCAUUAAAGAAGAGACUGAGCUGGAGCCCGUCCGCAUUAAAGAAGAACUGGAGCCCGUCCACAUUAAAGAAGAACUGGAGCCCGUCCGCAUUAAAGAAGAACUGGAGCCCGUCCGCAUUAAAGAAGAACUGGAGCCCGUCCGCAUUAAAGAAGAACUGGAGCCCGUCCGCAUUAAAGAAGAGACUGAGCUGGAGCCCGUCCGCAUUAAAGAAGAACUGGAGCCCGUCCACAUUAAAGAAGAACUGGAGCCCGUCCGCAUUAAAGAAGAGACUGAGCUGGAGCCCGUCCGCAUUAAAGAAGAGACUGAGCUGGAGCCCGUCCGCAUUAAAGAAGAGACUGAGCUGGAGCCCGUCCGCAUUAAAGAAGAACUGGAGCCCGUCCACAUUAAAGAGUCUAUUGACUUGUUCAAGGAUUCAGAAAACAUAUCAUGUGGGAAGAGUGUCAGUCAGUUAGGAAACCUAAAAACAGACCAGCAAAUUCACACAGGAGAGAAACCACAUCACUGUUCUGAAUGUGGGAUACGUUUCAGAGGUUUAGGAGAUCUAAAAAAACACCAGCGAAUUCAUACUGGAGAUAAACCAUAUCUCUGUUCUGAAUGUGGGAAGAGCUUCAGUCGGUUAGAAAACUUAAAAAGACACCAGCGAAUUCACACUGGAGCGAAACCACAUCAUUGUUCUGAAUGUGGGAAGAGUUUCAGGUGGUUAGGAGAUUUAAAAAAACAUCAGCGAAUUCACACUGGAGAGAAGCCGUUUCACUGCUCUGAAUGUGGGAAGCGUUUCAUUGAGUCAGGAACAUUAAAAAUUCACCAACGAAUUCAUACUGGAGAGAAACCACAUCAGUGUAUUGAAUGUGGGAAGAGUUUCAGAGGGUUAGGCGAUCUAAAAACACACCAGCGAAUUCACACUGGAGAAAAACCGUAUCAUUGUACUGAAUGUGGGGAGAGCUUCAGUGUGUCAGGAAGCCUCAAAACACACCAGCGCAUUCACACUGGAGAUAAACCACAUCACUGUACUGAAUGUAAUAAUAGAUUCAGUCGGAUAGGAAACCUAAAAAUACACCAGCGAAUUCACACUGGAGAGAAACCACAUCACUGUGUUCAAUGCAAUAAGAGAUUCAGUCGCUUAGCAAACCUAACAAUACACAACCGCAUUCACACUGGAGAGAAGCCGUAUCACUGUACUGAAUGUGGGAAGAGUUUUAUACAGUUACAAAAUCUUAACGUGCACCAGAGAACUCACAAAGGAGUAAAGCCAUACAACUGUACACAAUGUGGCAAGACAUUUGCUUUCUCCAGUCAAGUGAAAAAGCAUAAAUGCUAGUUUUGAAAGUGCGGAUGAAACUGGUAGAAAUCAAUAUUCCAGGCAGUAUUACAAUGGUCCUUUUUAUGUGCCAACCUUGGGGGGAUGCAAUCAUGCGUUAGGUUA